AUGCUAUACUCAUGUAUUCUUGCUAUCGGUAAUACGGGGAAUGGAAAAAGCUUUACAGCAACCAUUUUUGGGGCGAAAAAUGUGAGAAUCGGACAUUCAACCAAGUCCGAAACUGAUACAAUUACGAUUCAUAAUAUUAAAAGUGGAGAUUUCUACAUAGAUACACCUGGGUUCGAUGACUCUGACGAACAUAAGGACGAUGAGGAUAUUAAACGUUCUAUGUUCUUUAAGAUGAUGGACGCGGGAAUUGAGAAUAUAACAACAGUCUUGUGGUUCGUGACGCCUGACGACAGAGCGAAAGCUUCAUAUAAACGUCAAGCAAAAUUUAUAGAAUCCUUGGCGAAAUACUAUAACGGAAAUGCAUGGGACAAUACCAUCAUCGUAACCAAGGGUUCAAAGGACAUGAAUAGUGCUGGCCCUCGUGAUGCUGCCAAAGAAGUGGCCACUUCGCUUUCAAAAACUGGCGAAUUUAAGAUUUUAUUAUAUGAAAGUUUACCGUCUGAUAAUGUUUAUAAAAUGUUGCAACUCACAAGUGAUCAAUUAAAUGGAUUUGGUGUUUAUAAAGAAUCGGAACCUGAACGAAUCCUUGCAAAGUAUGAAUCGUUAAUGGAAGGACAUGUCAACCGUCCAAUAGCUCUCAAAAUUAGAAAAGUCAAGUGCUCGAAAUGUCCCGAGGAAACUGACCCAAGACUAGCAUCGCCUAAUUGUCAUUUGGAAUCUGAAUCGUUUCACCCCAAUUCAGAGUCUGUUCAUCAAGGAAAAGUGAUAGAUAUACAUCCAGCUUCCGAUUUUUAUAAACACUCUAAACAUUAUGUUGCAGCUACUACAAAACAAGUGUUUGAUGAUAGUCCCCCGCUUGGACCACCUGAGUUCGUAUCUGGAUAUUGGAAGUGCUGCAAAGAUAAAGAUGCUAAUGCACCUGGAUGCAAAAAAGUUUAUCGUUGUUGCGACAAAGAUUAUCAAUCUUCGGGAUGUGAAAAAAUUUACGAUGGGUGCAAACACAAAGUUUGGGAAACUGCUUGUCUUACAAUCUGCAAAAACUGUAAGAAAAAAUUGGAUGAUAUAGGUUGCAAAUCGAGGUGCAAGAAUUGCAAAUAUGAUAAUCCACUUAGUAUAAAAGGUUGUAUCGAUGUAUCACACAAUUUUCCCUAG
Messenger RNA from Funneliformis geosporum, 1152 nucleotides. NCBI's taxonomy places the organism in Eukaryota, Fungi, Glomeromycota, Glomeromycetes, Glomerales, Glomeraceae. The record is from the annotation of a GenBank genome assembly.